Molecule: messenger RNA, 507 nt
Organism: Rotaria socialis
Lineage: Eukaryota; Metazoa; Rotifera; Eurotatoria; Philodinida; Philodinidae
Source: the annotation of a GenBank genome assembly
AUGGAGCCUGACAUAUCCGAGAGAAGUGUUCGGCGAAUAAUGAAAAACGAUUUAGGGUUAUAUCCCUAUAAAAAAAAAGUAAUCGAACCAUUGCUUUCCGAUCAUCAAAAGCUCAAACGGAAACAAUUUGCAAAUUGGGUUCGAACAAAUUUCCGAAAAGAAGAUACUUUAAAAAUCCUCUUUUCGGAUGAAAAGAUGUUGGACAUUGAUGGUGUUUAUGAUACUCAAAAUGAUCGAGUGUGGACAGUAGAUCGUGCUGGUGCCGAUAAAAAUGGUGGCAUUCAGCAGCGACGAAAAUUCCCACAAAAAGUAAUCAUUUGGCUCGGUACCUGUUCCAAGGAUCUCACACCCUUGGUAAUCUUGGAUGAAGAAACAGUCGAUCACACUGUUUAUAUCGAAAAAGUGCUUCCUGUUCCUUUAAAAUAUGGGAAUCAAUUUUUCGGUAGCAACUGGGUCUUUCAACAGGAUGAUGCCAAGCCUCAGUCGCAUCAUUUAUCACAAAAAUGA